AAAGUGAUUCUGAAAACCCACUGACAGUUGCUCGUGGUUAGCUAGUAAGAGAGACACAUUGUACACCUCUGUAGCUAGCUUGUUUAAGAUCUGUGGUUUACUAGCUAACGUUAUUAGUUAGACGAUUUGCGGACGAGUACAGUAGAUUAUAGCUAGCUAGAUAGCUACACAACCAGCUCGCCCAGCUAUCAACAUUAAUUCGGUCACGGUAAAACAAAGAUGCCACAGAAGCGUCGUUCCCAGUCUUGGACGGAGUUGAAACAAGCAGGCAACGAAUGCUUUAAAACGGGACAGUAUGGGGAGGCUGCUUUUAUUUACAGCCAGGCUAUCAAAGAAGUGGAGUUGUCAGGAAAGAAAAAUCCAGAGGAUCUUAGUAUCCUGUAUUCUAACCGUGCAGCCAGUUAUCUGAAGGAUGGAAAUUGUGGGGAGUGUGUGAAGGACUGUACAGUAUCUCUUGACCUGGUUCCGUUUGGUAUCAAGCCUCUCCUUCGCCGGGCUGCAGCGUAUGAAGCAUUGGAGAGAUACAGAUUAGCCUAUGUGGACUACAAGACGGUCUUACAGAUAGACUGUAACAUACCUGCAGCCCAUGAUGGUACCAACAGAAUGACAAAGUGUCUGACAGAGGUGGAUGGACUCUCAUGGCGAGAGAAGCUCCCACCCAUUCCCACUGUUCCAAUGGCCAUCAAAGAAAAAUUGUCUUCAGCAACACAACACAAUGGCACCAGAGAAAAAGAGAAAUCUGUCCCAGGAGAGGAUUCCAUUAAAAAAGCCCUAUCCCUGAAAGAGGAAGGCAAUGCGCUGGUGAAAAAAACGGAGUACAAGAAAGCCAUAGAGAAAUACACUCAGAGCCUCAAACACAAUUCCUCAGAAAUCACAACCUAUACAAAUAGGGCACUUUGCUACCUCUCUGUGAAGAUGUACGUGGAGGCAGUGCGAGAUUGUGACGAGUCCCUGCGGCUCGACUCUGCUAAUAUCAAGGCGCUGUACAGACGAGCUCAGGCACACAAGGGGCUAAAAGACUACAAAGCUUGCGUUGAAGAUCUAAACAGCUUGCUGAAAGUUGAGCCAAAGAACACAGCCGCACAGAAUUUACUGCUUGAAGUGCAAAAGAAGAAAUGAGCUUGCGAUUCGGAUGGUUGCUUGUGGAUGUAAAAGGACCCUACGCUGACCUGGUACAUGCCUGAAGUGCCUGUAUUCACUCACAGAAGCAGGUUUUCCUAUCUAUUUCCUGGCCUGUUUAACUUAAACCCACUCAAGAUGCAGUAUUGCUGUGACUACAGAGGAAGCACAGUCAAUGCAGUGCAUAUUUAGCCUUCAUAUACAUCAUGCAAUCACUGCAUGAAACUGAAAAUAUAGCAUUCAACCAUUGUUUCACAAGGACUAUGCAGUUGUAUGUAUUUCCACUAGCAUAAGAAAUCAAUAAAAUGACUUGUAGUUAAAGGGAUAGUUCAUCCAAAUUACAAAAUGACAUUGGUUUACUUACAGACUUACUCUGUAAGCUGUCUAUGGACGAGGUAUGACAGCAAUCCAUGCAUUGCUUUUGUUUACCUGGCCACUGUUUGAAAUGCUAACUUUUUAGCAUUUGAGGCCCUAAUCUAAUGCAAGUCACUGGUACCUAUAUUAGCAUUCUCGCACUUCAUGUCCAAAUCAUUUUAAGUAACUUAAUUGAGUUACACAAUCAAUAUUUAGAUACUUUAGGAUGAUUUGGACAUGAAGCAUGAACGUUCUAAUAUAAGCACCUAUUUAUAUGAUCUAUAAUACCUCUAUAGGUAAACUAUCCAUUUAAGAUCAUAGUUAUUUUAAGAUUGUAUGGAUAUCUACAGUGGACUGUCAUUUUCAUUGAGUCGAGGAAAGUAACGCUAGACCAGAGAAACAGAUUUAACUGCAUAUUGAAACAUCAUUACCACCUAUAUCACCUAACAUGUUGACAAUUCUAUCAGUAAUGCAUAAUCUUUAGAUGUAAUUUUUUGGCAGAUUUUGAUUCAGGACACAAACGGGGGACAAAUCAGAGACUCAUCCUCCCUGAUGGGGGCUGAAUUGGGUGAUACCAGUUUUGAAACUAGUUGUUUUCCAUUGUCCAGUUGUUGCUUCAAUUACGGAAUGUUUGAACAUCUGUUUUUGUUCAAUUUAUCUUUGUUGGAUUAUCAAUGCUAUUGCAGUGGUGACGCAAGUUAGUCUUUGGAUGUUUUACAUUUAAGCAAUGUCAUCUGGGUAUAUUGGUGAUGGCAGCACUUUUUUCAAUUCUGUGAAAUGUUGGAAUGCUUACCUCAUGGUGCAAAAUAAUAAAGUCUUUAUACACCAUG
This is a messenger RNA of Coregonus clupeaformis (lake whitefish), 2303 nucleotides long. RefSeq names its product mitochondrial import receptor subunit TOM34-like. The transcript has 8 exons. Gene Ontology annotation, cellular component: mitochondrion; cytosol. Lineage: Eukaryota; Metazoa; Chordata; Actinopteri; Salmoniformes; Salmonidae. The coding region runs from base 220 to 1119 and encodes 299 amino acids. Gene Ontology annotation, molecular function: heat shock protein binding. The record is from RefSeq and is a predicted model, not a curated record.